This is a messenger RNA of Spea bombifrons (plains spadefoot toad), 1635 nucleotides long. RefSeq names its product histo-blood group ABO system transferase 2-like. The record is from RefSeq and is a predicted model, not a curated record. The transcript has 5 exons. Lineage: Eukaryota; Metazoa; Chordata; Amphibia; Anura; Pelobatidae. Gene Ontology annotation, biological process: carbohydrate metabolic process. Gene Ontology annotation, molecular function: hexosyltransferase activity. Gene Ontology annotation, cellular component: vesicle; membrane; Golgi apparatus. The coding region runs from base 130 to 1185 and encodes 351 amino acids.
AAGGUGAAAACGCCCUUCGCUGGAUAUACCCGCUCGCUUGUUUUGGGAAUUACUGCUUUAUAAGAUCAACUAAAGGAGAUAUCCUGUGCUGUCACACAUCAACUUAACCCUAUACACACUGGGUGGAAAAUGUUGCCGUCCCGGCAUUUGGUGAUUGGGACCUUGAUUGUGCUUGUGGUGUUUAUCGUGGGAAUUUGCGUGCAGUACCCAAAGCUGAUUUACGAAACCUUUUCUUUGAAACAUGAGCAACACCCUGAAAUAAUUUCGACACAUGAAUUAAUUGAGAAAACUAUUGAGCUGAAUUAUUGUCAGAGGCAACUGGGAAUAAAGAGAAGCAAUGUUGGAAGGACAGCAGCACUACAAAUACUAACCCCCUGGCUCGCUCCGAUCAUCUGGGAUGGAACAUACGAUAUUGAUUUAUUAAACACGCAGUACAAGGACAAAACCAUUGGAUUAUUUGUGUUUGCAGUAAAAAAAUAUAUUCGGUUCCUCGGGCCUUUCCUGAAAUCUGCUGAACGUUACUUCAUGGUUGGUCACAAAGUGAGGUAUUACGUAUUUACUGACAAGGUUGCAGAAGUCAAGUGGCCCAAAAUGGCUGAAAAUCGCAUUUUGGUACUGCGGGAAGUUACUGCAGACCAACGCUGGCAGGAUGUGUCCAUGAGACGCAUGCAAGUGCUCACCAACUUGACCCGUGGAGAGCUGCAAACUGACGUUGAUUACUUGGUGUGUGCUGAUGUCGAUAUGGUGUUUGCUGACCAUGUUGGGGUCGAAAUACUUGGUGAGCGAGUGGCAACAAUACACCCGGGAUACUUCCUUAAACAACCUCUAUCAUUUUCAUAUGAGCGCCGACCUAUAUCUAAUGCCUACAUACCAUAUGGGGACGGAGACUUCUAUUACAUGGCAGCUUUCUAUGGUGGAACUGUUGAUGAAAUUUAUAAGCUUAGCACAGCAUGCCAAGAAGGCAUAGUAUCGGACAAGAAAAAGGAUAUUGAAGCUGUGUGGCAGGAAGAAUCUCACCUUAAUAAGUACUUGGUGUAUAAUAAACCCACUAAGGUACUUUCCCCAGAAUAUAUUUGGGAUACCGACCUACCUAACGGGAACUUGGUACAGAAGAAGCGCUUUCUUGCAGUACAUAAAAACCAUGAAGAAGUACGGAAUAGGAGAGAUUUGACAGAUAUAAACUGAGCAAAUGGUGCAUUUUGACUCUAAAUGAUUCCCAAACUUUUAACUGAAAAAUAUUUCUGAAAAAUGGAAAUUUUAGUUUGUAAUCUUUACAUUUUACCAUAACUGCAUUGCUGCAUGACAUACCGUUAUUUCAUGGAUGCUUAACAUGGAGUGGCACAGGGUGAGAUUUUCACAGAAUUAAUUACUUUUAGCAAAAUGUAGAAAAGUCUGAAAUAUUAAACUGGAAUUAUCCACUGUGCCAAGCAAUUUUCGAAUCGAUGCCAGGAGCAGGUAUUGCACGGACAAUGAGUAUGAUAUUUGAUGGUUUUUUGAUGGUAUGGUGUUUUUUUUUUUAAUUUGUUUAUUUUAGCACAAUUGUGGCAUAUAAGAAAACAAUGAACUGGUUUAAACUGGCUUUUUUAUAAAUAUGUAAAUAAAUAAAAUCAAUGAUGUGAAAGGUUUAGUCUUUAA